AAAACCAACAACAAAAAAACCCCCAUGGCUUCAGGCUGUUAAAUACCUAAAACAGAACAAAAUGGAACAUCAACAACAACAAAAUAAGGCACGUUGGAUAAGCUCUAAUAGUAAAGCAUUGCAAGUAAGUGUCUUUUGCUCUAGAAGGAGGGUCACUGGCUUUCAUCGAAUCUCAGAGAAGGCCAAGAUUGUCAGAUAGUGAGUCUGCCAUUUGAGAGCUUGGGAUUAUGUCCUGCAUGUGUUCUUUUUUUUCUUUUUUGCCUUAAUGCUAAAAACAGAAAAUUGAGCUUGUGUACUACAGGAUUUUUGGGGUGACACCAGGAACUACGUUGUAGUGGUAGAGAGGUGCACGGGGCAGAAUUGUGUGUGAUAGCAUAAGAAAGCAAAACAGAGCAGAGUGCAUAAUUUUGCUUCACAUUACUCAGUUAUACAAUUUUAAUAGCUAGUUAGAGAAACAGAAAUUUGUAAGGGAAGACAGAAGGCCCAGCAGAGAGAAAUCUGCUGUGGACUGUACUUAGUGUCUGUUUGUGUGCUAGGCAGAUCAAUACUGCUUCCGGAUAGAGACCAUUUAACAGCCAUACUUUCAUCCCCUUGAGGAAUCUGGGGAAACUGUCAGACCAGGAUAUAUACAGCAAACACUCCUAAAUGCACCCUCUGUUCACCAGGGCAGGCGAACAUCUUGUCCACAGCAAUACACAAAGGGGGCCAGAGUCUCGUUUGCAUUCCCUUUUGGAGCAAGAAAUCAAUCAGAUUUGCAUAUAGGAAAAUGUGUGGAACUGUCUUUGGCAGCUUCCAUAGCUACUCAGCCUGGCUGGAAGAGGAGCUGACCUCUUGUGCAAAGUCCUCUCCUCCUGUCCUCCCUGGUUUCCCAGCUCUUCUCCCUGAGGCCCUCUUGCUCUUUGUGGGAAAGCGUCUGGGCCCCUGGCUUAUUUGUUCAGAAUCAGGCAGAGACAGGGUGGGUACUGGGGAAGUCUUGAGAAGCAGGGCUGCAGAUCAGCUUGCCUCCUUUUCUGCCUAGGGCUUGCCAGGCACCUGCCACACUGCUCUCUAGGGAGCCAAAUAUGCAGAGGGUCUCCUCCCUGUGACACCAGGCUGGUGCUGGGCCGGGCAAGGUCCAGGCUAAUCAUUGCCUACUUCCUGGGGCAUGAGGAGAGAUGGAGCUGGUUCCAUCAGCCUCAUGCCCUAGCUCAUUAAAGCUGUCUUUGUUCACUGAGAGCCAGAUCACUGGUGUUUAGGGGAAGCAAAAAGCCAGAAAGCAUUGAUCUUUGGGGGAGAGGGAGUAGGAUCAAGGAUCUUAGUAGUUGCCACAAGAUGUUUUGAGCUGUUUUGAUCAUGAUGACUGGUAUUCACCCCUGACUGACAUCCCUUUGGGCAGGAACGAGCCAGGCCUUGAAGCCUGGGGUGAGUCACUGUCCUCAGCCAUGGGCAGAGUCACUGUCCAUGGGGCUGCUUGACAAAGCCCAAUAGUGCCUCAGUAUAAGCCUUGAUGCCCUGAUUCUGGGGAGCUUUGGGGAGGGUUUGGGGCUAUGGGCAGAAUUGUGUUCCAGAUGUGCUGAAACACUGAAAAGUAGGUACCUGGCAGGCAUGUCUUUCUCCCACCAUCUCCCUCCAUUCCUUGUUGGAGAGAGGGUCUACCUCACUGGGAGCCUGACCUUCUAGCGGGAGCUGUGGCGCUUUGGGAAAAGUACCCUGCACUCACUCUCUUGGUCCUUCUCAGCUGAGGGACUGCUGCCAACAGGAAGCAUGUGUCUGCUGAAUAUGUCUGGCAGGCAGCUCCUGUUUCCAUGGUUACUAAACAGGGAAAGUUAGUAUUAGGGCUGCCCAAGGAAAAACUGGCAUUGAGGGCAGUGCUUAUGCAGGGGUCUUCCUCUGGCUUGCUUUAACCCUCUUUUUGAAUUAGGGGGUGAGCAACAUUUGACCUGAGCUAAUGGAGGUUUCCUUCAAGGACCUACCUGGCUUCCCAGCCCUGGCUUUAAUCACAGCUGUUCCCUCGGUACCGCCGGUGCUGAGGGGCAUGCCUUCCAGGCAGCCAGAGAGGGGUAGUGGUGCUCACCCUUCCAGACCUUUUCCAGAGCUCAGAGCUGCCUGACUGGGCCCCUCCCUUCCUCAGUCCCUGGGAGUUCCUUAGAAAUGCCCUCCCCUGUCCCCAAAGGGGCAUGGUGUUUAGAAAGCCCUGCAUCCAAAUUUGAUGAGUCCCCAAUUCCAUGCACCAGAUUAUUAGAAAGUGGCCCACUGCCCCAGGUCACAGCCCUUUCAUGGGUCUGUGUAACAGGUUUAAUUAUAGGACAUUUAAAAAUCUAUUUGUGUUUCUAUGUGAUCAGAUACCAGGUUCUGCAGUCUGAGGUUGGAGUCCCUAGCCCUUUGUUCUCUGCUGAGUGGCAUAUUGGUCUAGUCCUCUAUUUCUUUGUAACCAGAAUAAUCAUUGUGGGGAGAAUGGAAGGAAUUGAUCAGUGUAAAUAGGUGAUGUUUUAAAGCUUAACAAGGCAGUGAAGGACACUUUGAGAGUUUAUGCAAUUGUCAUCUUUAGUUAGAAAAACAACACGUUAUUUUAGUCUCUCUCCUUGACCGUUUCAGGAGAAAAUUGAUUAAAACCUUUGAGUGCUGCUUCAGAAAUUAUUUUUGGUGUGGAAUAAAAAUAAAAGUGCUUAGAAAACAGUUACCUAAUAAGAUUAGUCCAUUAUUUAAUCCUGGUGGAACAAAUUCUUUGGGUAUUUUGGAGAUAUUUCUUAGAAUAAACAGAGAAAUCCUCAGGUAACCAGGGCUGUGAUUCCACAGUGGCCUAAGUGUCUUUGGUUUUGUUUUUACCCUGGCUCUGGAGCACUUUAUUUGUAAUUCUGUGUGAUUUACAUGUCUGAGUUAUUUGCAUAUUACUUUCAGGAAUGCAUUGCAUUCAUGAUUUCUGGGGGAAGGGUGCCUGGGCUUCAAAAGCUCUUGGCUGAUUGAUCUCACUGGAUUUCUGUGCAGGAUUUCAGGCACUGCUCCCCUCCCUUUUCCCCGGCCUGGGAUGGUACCUUUCUAGCCUCUUGGGGAGGUUUUUAGCUUGAAGGAAUUGCUAUUUUCUCUCAAAGGAGAAUACCAGGUAAAAAUGGCCACCUCUGUGGUGGCUCAAGGCCUGAUUGAUGAGUCAUGACCACAGCACUGCUGGGACCUGGCCUGGCUGCUCACAUGCACUUACCCUUUGAACCCCAUCUAACAGAAAGGAGGGCAAGCCAGAAAACACUUCCUCACAGGUGCAGUGCUGAACCUUGGAGGACAGUAGAGACCCACUGACCAGACAGUUUUCAAGAGCUCUUUCAGCUCAGAAAACCCUUCUGAGUUCUGCCACCCUUGGUGCUUCCUUCUAGGUUCUCUGGUGGACUUUCUGUGGCCUGGGAGCCCUUAGGGCUUUAGACCAGACCUCCAGAGUCAGAGAGGAGAAGGAGUGAGGGAGGAAAGCAGCUGAAGGAGCAGAAAGGAAGUCAUCGCCCACGCUUGGGCCUGUGGUGUUAGAACCUCACUUAGCAGCUCCAUCCCCAUAUCUACACAUUGGUUAGGCCAGGCCCUUGCCCUUGCAUGGGCUCUCCAUACCUGCUCACUGGGCACAGAACAAACAAUUUCCUAUUUUUGCAAGCAGACUUGGCCUAGUCCAAAAGCCGAGUCUCUUGAGGAUUUGAUGCUAAUUCCAUUGGAUAUUUCUCAUACCUCCCUCACGCCCCAUCUGAUAUUGUUCCUUUCUGGACUGAAUAGGUUUUGUUUCUUCCUCAUUACAAGUUUCUACCUGUGUGAAGUUUUAGAAAGCUUCAGGACACAUUCCAGUUUUGAGUGGCCCAAGCCACAAAAAGUUAGUAUUUGGAGCAGUAGGAUAGGAGAGGAAGAGCGACAGGCAGAAACCUGGAUUUGAUUUUAAAAAACAAAAAAGAUUCGUGGAGCAGCCACUAUAACUGGAAUGAAAGAGGAAAAGCAAUUAGUUUUCCCUAAAGGUUAUGCAGCUCUUGGUAGGGGUAGAGGACUCACAUUGCAGGGAACCCAGGAGGGCCUUGCCUGGCUGUGUUGGAUGCGAGGUUUGUGUGCAGGAUCCAGGUUACGCAAAGUGGGUAAUCAGAGUGGUGACGAGUAAUUAAAGUGAAGGAUUUAAAGGAGGGCGUAGGACAAACAGUUGAGUCAGGAGGAGGUACAUAGUCCCCAUCCUCCCAACAGGUUGCACAGCCAGGUGGGAGGGCAUAAGGCACUCUGGGUGUUUGCUGACAGACUUGCUAAUUAAACCCAAAAGGCAAUAUUGCUUUGCCAAUAGUGAUGGCUGUGCCAACGUUAUCAGCUGCAAACUGGCUGCCAGGAGCAUCUUAAUUAAAAAUAAACAGCUCUAGAGGUGGGCUUGGGAGAGUGAAGACAGGGAUCCUGCCUGGGUUACUUAGGACAUCUAGGAUUGCUCCUAGGGAAAGUCACUUUGAGGCCACCUCCUUUUCUCAAAGGAGCCUCUGUUCAUGACAAGGUGGUGUGAUAUGUACAACUUGCCCUGCUUCCUUAAACCCCUGGGUGCUGAAGUGACAAGCAAACAGAACCACUAGGAGCAGGUUGCAUGGUACAGUUCAGCCUCAGAAGAAAAUACUGGGGGGCAAGAAGACGGACGCUAAUGAUUUCUGCCUGGUCUCUAAAUUGAGGGGACAGCUAAAGCCUAAGGCCUCUUCUAAGAGGGGUUAGAAUUUCAUCAGAAAGCAAGUCUGGUCACAUGAGAAUUUCUGGCACUGUGUGCAUGGCAGGCUGGACACCAGCCUGCGAGAAUUGAGCGAGUGGAUCGUAUUGGCUUUAGCAGAGGGGAAAAGUCCCAGACUAGCCCGGGAGAAGGAGCCGACUCACUCCCCUGCCUGCCGACUUCCCCGACUUCCAGGCAGAAGCAGCACAGCUGCUGUGGUGGGCUAGGGCUUUUACAUCUGAAACCCCUUUUAUUUUGACCCUAAAGAAAGUGUGUGGUUCCCGGGACUGAAGACUGAAAGAUGCCUAAGGAAUGCAAUGCUUUCCACGCCCUCUCGGCAGCUCUGUGCUGCUUCUAUCACCGCAAGUCUUUCAUUGGAGUCAAGUUCUCCAAGGAGAGGCACAUGAUGGACAGGACCCCCGAGAGGCUGAAGAAGGAGCUGGAGGAGGAGCUGCUGCUGAGCAGCGAGGACCUGCGCAGCCAUGCCUGGUACCACGGCCGCAUUCCCCGACAGGUGUCUGAAAACCUUGUGCAGCGAGAUGGCGACUUCCUAGUUCGUGACUCUCUGUCCAGCCCUGGGAACUUUGUCCUAACCUGUCAGUGGAAGAACCUCGCUCAGCACUUCAAAAUCAACCGGACAAUUCUGCGGCUCAGUGAGGCGUACAGCCGUGUGCAGUACCAGUUUGAGAUGGAGAGCUUCGACUCCAUCCCCGGCCUGGUGCGUUGCUAUGUGGGCAACCGCCGGCCCAUCUCCCAGCAGAGUGGCGCCAUCAUCUUCCAGCCCAUCAACAGGACGGUGCCCCUGCGGUGCCUGGAAGAGCGUUAUGGUACCUCCCCAGGCCGGGCCCGGGAGGGCAGCCUCACCGAGGGACAGCCGGAUGUGGCCAAGCGGCUGAGCCUUACCACGGGUGGCGUCCAGACCCGAGAGCAGAAUUUGCCCAGGGGAAACCUCCUCAGAAAUAAAGAAAAGAGUGGUAGCCAGCCAGCCUGUCUGGAUCACAUGCAGGACAGAAGAGCCUUGUCCCUCAAAGCCCACCAGUCAGAGAGCUACCUGCCGAUUGGCUGCAAGCUGCCACCUCAGUCCUCAGCUGUGGACACAAGCCCCUGCCCAAACUCACCCGUGUUCAGGACAGGAAGCGAGCCUGCCCUGAGCCCAGCAGUGGUUCGGAGGGUCUCCUCAGACGCCAGGGCUGGGGAGGCACUGAGGGGAUCAGACAGCCAGCUGUGCCCUAAGCCACCCCCUAAGCCCUGCAAGGUGCCCCUCCUCAAGGCUCCCUCACCUCCUCCCGCCUGGCUCAACUCAGAGGCCAACUACUGUGAACUGAACCCAGCAUUUGCCACAGGCUGCGGCAGGGCAGCCAAGCUUCCCUUAUGUGCCCAGGGCAGCCGCACAGAACUGCUCACAACCAAGCGGAAUGGGGCGCCAGGUCCCCGGAACUCUGGCAUCAACUACUUGAUCCUUGAUGGUGAUGACAGGGAAAACCCUUGGGAACCUGUGGCAGGUCAGAUGGAGGAGGGGCAGUGGGACAAGGGCGAGUUUGUGACACCCCUCCUGGAGACUGUCUCCUCCUUCAGGCCCAAUGACUUUGAAUCAAAGCUCCUUCCCCCUGAGAAUAAGCCCCUGGAAGCAGCAAUGCUGAAACGUGCAAAAGAAGUGUUCACCAACAGUGACCCCAAGAUCAUCGCCCAGCACAUACUGAGCAUGGACUGCAAGGUUGCUAGGAUACUUGAAGUCUCUGAAGAGACGAAGAGGAACAUGGGGGUGAGCUCAGGCCUGGAACUCAUUACCUUGCCUCACGGACACCAGCUGCGCCUGGACAUAAUUGAAAGACACAACACGAUGGCCAUGGGCAUUGCAGUGGACAUUCUGGGCUGCACGGGCACUCUGGAUGACCGAGCAGCCACUCUCAGUAAGAUCAUCCAGGUGGCGGUGGAACUGAAGGAUUCCAUGGGGGACCUCUAUUCCUUCUCAGCUCUCAUGAAGGCCCUGGAAAUGCCACAGAUCACAAGGUUAGAAAAGACGUGGACUGCCCUGCGGCACCAGUACACCCAAACUGCUAUCCUCUAUGAGAAACAGCUAAAGCCCUUCAGCAAAAUCCUGCAUGAAGGCAGAGAGUCCACAUGUGUUCCCCCAAGCAAUGUAUCAGUCCCACUGCUGAUGCCCCUUGUGACCUUAAUGGAGCGUCAGGCUGUCACUUUUGAAGGAACUGACAUGUGGGAAAAAAACGACCAAAGCUGUGAAAUCAUGCUGAACCAUUUGGCAACGGCACGAUUCAUGGCCCAGGCUGCGGACAGCUACCGGAUGAACGCUGAGAGGAACCUGGCAGGUUUUCAACCAGAUGAAGAAAUGAAUGAAAUCUGCAAGACUGAAUUCCAAAUGCGAUUGCUAUGGGGCAGCAAAGGUGCACAAGUCAAUCAGAUAGAGAGAUAUGAGAAAUUCAACCAGAUUUUAACUGCCCUCUCACGUAAAUUGGAACCUCCUCCUGUGAAGCAGGCAGAGCUUUGAUAACUCUCCAGAGAAUCUUUAGAAUAUCUUCCAAGUUUCCCCAGCUUCUUCUUUGGGAAAGCUAAAUUUGAUAAAGUAAUAAUGUACAAACCUGACAAUAUACAAGCUUUUAGUAUCCACAGGAUAUUAAACGUGUAAAUUGCACAGAGCACGCUUAUUUAUGAAUUGUCUAAAAUUACUACUGAUUUUAAAAAAUAAUUUAUUAUUAAGGUAACUACUGCUAAUGUUGAUCAGCACAUUCAAGAAAAGACCUAGCUAUGUUGGCUGGUUGCUUUCUAUUAUCAUGGUAUUUGACGAUUUUAGUUUUAAUUCCAUGUCAGAUAAGUGUAAAUAGAAGUUUAAAAGCAUGAAACAUUUCAGAAGGUAUCAGUUAUAUGAUAUUCUUUAAACAGGAAAAAUGUAAAUAGUCAUGAAUGAAAAUAUAUCUUUUUGUGAAA
Messenger RNA from Sapajus apella (tufted capuchin), 7612 nucleotides. It is a transcript of the gene BCAR3, whose product is annotated as BCAR3 adaptor protein, NSP family member. The coding region runs from base 4971 to 7175 and encodes 734 amino acids. Gene Ontology annotation, biological process: positive regulation of peptidyl-serine phosphorylation; small GTPase-mediated signal transduction. Gene Ontology annotation, molecular function: phosphotyrosine residue binding; guanyl-nucleotide exchange factor activity. The transcript is spliced from 10 exons. The record is from RefSeq and is a predicted model, not a curated record. NCBI's taxonomy places the organism in Eukaryota, Metazoa, Chordata, Mammalia, Primates, Cebidae.